Hylaeus anthracinus is the source of this 2253-nucleotide messenger RNA. RefSeq lists its product as uncharacterized. NCBI's taxonomy places the organism in Eukaryota, Metazoa, Arthropoda, Insecta, Hymenoptera, Colletidae. Gene Ontology annotation, biological process: engulfment of apoptotic cell; phosphatidylserine exposure on apoptotic cell surface; apoptotic process involved in development. Gene Ontology annotation, cellular component: plasma membrane. The record is from RefSeq and is a predicted model, not a curated record. The coding region runs from base 537 to 2141 and encodes 534 amino acids. The transcript has 6 exons.
GUAUGCAACUAUACCGUAGUAUUUACAGUACGCAUGUGUAAUCGUCGUUUCUCCCAUACAUAAAGAAAGGAUUUCCUUCCCCCCUCCCCACCAUCCACGUUUAAUGAUUGUCCUUUCUGAAGCAAUUCGCUCAGACAGCGUCCAUAUCUGAAGACGCUUUAUCACGUUUUAGUAAAAUGGAAUCUUAUCGAAUUAUCUACUCCAUUUCACACGCUGACUAAUCAUUUCAAUCUAUACGCACUUGCUACAUCUGAUCUUGAAUAGUAUUGGCAUACCUGAAUUUUAUUUAUUGUUCGUAAGAUAAUAAAUUUUCGUAUGACUUUGAAAAGUAACAUCUUCAACUAGUAAUAUAUCUAUGCAAUGGAAUUCAUGGCCAAAGCAUCUUUUUUUUGUGAUUAAGAGGGCAAUUAAUUUUCAACGAUAUUUGGCCAAAUAUAUGACUAUUUCAAGAAACUUAAAUAAACAUCUGUAUUGGAAAAAUACAUGUAAACUAACAAGAUAUAAAAUGGUGUAGAAAAUUCAUGUGAUCUCAAAACAUGGCAGGCAAAUCAGACUCAAUUUGUCAAAAAAAGUCCACUCGUUUUCUACAAAUUCCUUUAAAAUCAACUGAACAAAUUUAUUUGGUCUUCUUAAUCCCAACAUUGAUUGCUUGUGUUACAUACAUAGUUCAUUUCUCCGCUGACCUAGUAGUUGCUGUACAACAUUUCAAAGAAAAUAAUCCUGUAUGGGGAUGUUGUACUAUUAGUUUUAUGUAUGCACCGGCAAUUACAUACUUUAUGCUAACUGUUUCGAGGCCAGAUUGGUGGAUGACAGAUGAUGAUAAACUGACCAAGGGUGUACUUGUUUGGUUUUGCCUUCAAUUUUGUCAAUUGGUUGGCUUUGUUUUUUUUUCACUCUAUAGGUAUGCAGGUCUCAUAGUGCUAUCUGUGGAUGCUAUUAUUUUAUCUGGGAAUGAGAGAACAAAGACUUUAAACAUAGCAGCUGAUCCUGCAGCUAUAGAAUUGUACUUUUUCUUACAAGCUUGGUUUCAAGCAGCUCCUCAAGCAAUUUUCCAAACGCACUUACUCUUUCAUGAAUCAUCACUUCAUCAAAGUCAUCAAUCUGUGGUUAUAAAAGUGCUUUCUAUUGUUAUGUCCAUUGUGAUACUGGCUAUUCAAACUACUUCUUUUCAAAGAUUUGAAAGCCAACGUAUUAAUGGUAGAAAAUUACCAUGGGCAAUGUGGUUAAAAAAAUAUUGUGCUCAGGAACUUUGUGAUCUUGAAGAAAGAGCUCCAUUAAAGUUAUCAGAUAUAAAGGAGGAAGAUACUGUGCAAACAAUAGAUGCUGUAGAAGAACCUGAAGAGCACAAAGAAUCUAUGAAAAUAGAAAAUGAGAAUAAGGAACAAUUUGAUAAGCAUAUCUCUUUAGAUCGUCAAGUGUCUGUAACACCUCCAUUACCACCAAAAAAUGUGCACAUUGUACCACCUCCAACUCCUUUACGUGGAAUAACCAUAGUUGCACCAUUACUUGUCCCAGACGUGCCAGCUCCACCAAGACCAGAUUCUAUUUGCACAAAUCCUGAAUCUGAGAAAGUAGUUACCAGACUAGUGUCUAUUGCAGAAUCAAAUAAAAACCUAGACAGUGCGCAAACUUUAAAAGUUCCACAACGCCGAUAUACAAAGAAAGGUUUAGAAGAAGAUGAUCCUGUUGGCAAAUUUCUAUGCUUUCUGUGGUGGUUCUUUUUCAUUUUAGCACGUAUACUUGCUAUUGCUGUAUUCUAUGAAUUUUAUCCACUUUAUUUAUGUAUUGUGCUUGGCAUACAUUAUGGUAUCAUGUUGACAUACCUUUUUUACUAUGCAAAAUAUUAUGAUAUCAUUACUUUUUUUGUUAAUUUAUGGUUGGGAUUAGUCUAUAUAGUUAGUUUGAUCGAGUAUAGAAUCAAAUUUAAGUAUGCAGACAAGUGGAUGUUACCAUACUAUCUUUUUGUAAUACUACAAAAUACAUUUCUAACAUUAGCAUGGUAUAUGUAUGCAGAUUGGGAUGGAUUUUGGUAUAGUUAUGUAUUUUAUGUAAUUUUUGGAAGUAUGACACUUUGUAUUCUAUCAACUACAAUUUAUUGUGCUUUACUUAAGCCAAAGAAGCGUAGGGUAUAUACCAGUUGACAAACAAUUAAGACUAUUUCAUGGUAAACGAUUCAUUGAAAUGUGAUUUUAUAAAUGCUUUAAUCUAUUUCCAAAUAUUGCAUUAACAUUAUCUUUUUUCGUAUUUAUGCGA